This is a messenger RNA of Acanthoscelides obtectus, 3276 nucleotides long. NCBI's taxonomy places the organism in Eukaryota, Metazoa, Arthropoda, Insecta, Coleoptera, Chrysomelidae. The record is from the annotation of a GenBank genome assembly.
GAAGUGGGGAGUGCGACUGGAACUUGUUAAUUUUAACAACCUGUUUUAAGCGUAUACCUGCCCACGCACCUCACGCUAGAAGGCAGAAUUCGUACAGAAAUCGCUCGCGAUGAAAAUGCUAUUAGUGUUGUGUUUUCUUCUUUUACAUGGUUAUGUGGUGUUUGCGGUGAAAACCACGGGUGUGUAUGUGGAUAAUGGCCUCGACCAAACAGCCGUAGACUUCAUGUCCAAUGAGGAAAGAAAAGAAAUGGAGGUGGAGAUUCUGAAUCUCCUCGGACUGCCCAACCGACCCAGAAAGAUCAAUAAGCAACCACUAGAAAAAUCUGCUCCUAGAUUCUUACUAGACAUCUACAAAUCCUUGAUGGAGUCUGAAAAUGAAGAGAACCAUAGGAUGAAAAGAGAUGUAGCCAAUGAAUUGAGCAUCAGCGGAGAAGAACGGCAACAAAUUGACGAGAGUGACGUCAUCAUGACUUUCGAAAGUGCUAAUCACCAUGUAAGUAACGUAAGACAUGAACGAGGAAAAAGAUUGUGGUUCAAUGUCUCUGAGGUUCCCAUUGCAGAGGAUAUAGUUGGAGCAGAAUUAAGGAUAUUCAAGAACAAAGUCAAUGAAAAAAAUCCAGAUUCUGUUUACACUAUUUCGGUAUACCAGCUUAUCAAUACUGAUAAUGGAGAACGUGAACUAGAAUAUGUGUCUGCCCUUAACGUGACCUCGGAUUUAUCGGAUUGGGUCACACUGAACGUCACUGCCUGUUUAGCUACUUGGGUGGCAUUUCCUGCCUCUAACAAGGGUCUUUAUUUAUCGGUUCAGCCGCUCUCUCGACCAGGUCAUGAAAUAAGACCAGAAGAUAUCGGACUAGUAACCACGAAGGCAGAAGAUAAAAUACAGCCGUUUAUGGUCGCUUUCUUGAAAGCUCAGAACCAUGUUAAGGCAAGAACAGCGAGGUCACCAAAAACGAAGAAAGAUACCACCUUUUCAAGUAUAGUGCAUGGAUAUAAAAACAAUGAACCAGACUCCAGGAGAAGCUGCAGAAUAGAAACCUUGUACAUCAGCUUCAAAGACUUGAAGUGGCAAGACUGGAUCAUAGCCCCCGAUGGAUACGCUGCAUAUUACUGUACAGGCGAAUGCAACUUUCCGCUGAAUGCACAUAUGAACGCCACAAACCACGCUAUCGUGCAGACCUUAGUCCACUUGAUGAAUCCUUGGAGGUUCCCGAAGCCCUGUUGUGCACCUACAAAGUUGUCACCCAUAUCAGUAUUAUAUUUCUUGGACGAUCAAAAUGUGAUUCUAAAGAAAUAUAAGAAAAUGGUAGUGAAGAGUUGUGGCUGUCACUAGGUAGUUCAUUUAAAAGAAGAAAAUGAUUUUCAAUAUCAAAAAAAUCGAAAGGCACUACGCUGGUUGAAAUUGAACAUUAAGGAAUAAGUAAUCUAUUUACUUAUAAUGACAAAAAAUAUCCGAGAUACACCUAAUAGAGGUAACCGCCGAAGACUGAAUAUGUUUUCAAACAUCACAGGUGAACAGUGACUUGUUAUUACUGAUAAUGAGCUAUGCGUUGCUCCAAAAACUAAAAAAAGGUAGAUUUUUGUGUAUCCUCAUUUAACCAAGACCAUAAAAUUGUGGAGAAGAUACGUAUGAUGUAAAUAAGUCAAACAAAUGUGAUUCUUUUAGAUGUAGGAGACAUUUUCUUAUACAUGUAGUUCUGUAGCUAUGUGCGCCCGCAGGUGGAGAUCAGGGGCGGACAUCCCCUGAGAAUCAAGUUGGAUCUUCAAAUUUGCAUAUUUAGCAUGAUUUUGUGUACAAUUUUGGGGAUUUCUAGCAUUUGCCACCCCCCUCUCCAAGAAAAUAUGUUGACCCCCGCUCUUCCAAAAAUGUACAUAUUCCCCAAAAAUUAUCUUUCUCAGAAGAUCGUUCCCCCUGAAACUAAUUCCUGCGGGCGCCCAUAUCUGUAGCCGAUAUUCUUCAAGAUGUAGAAACUAAUAAGCCAUUUUCACCAUCGCUUUUUGGUUAUAUUAUUUGUAUUAUUCGGUGUUGUAAUUUUUUUUCACUUUGACUUUGUAAAUAUUCUCAAGUGUGCGUGAAUGCUACUAAAGACGUGUUAAUGUGUGGAACUGACAAUUGAUUCUGUAUAUGUUUCUAUUGGCCAUAGUUUGUAAGUCUGUGUAAGUCCUUUUUUAUAUAUGUCAUUUUUGUAAAUGUUUGUAUUUGUGUAUGGUUAUAUAUUUUAAUAAAAGUACGUAAAGUAUAAAAUUAUCUGUGUACAUCGCAAGAUUAUCAGGUAUUUACAUGUCCAUGUGAGCCCUCUAUGCACACUGCAACUGGAGUAUUGUUGAAAUCAGAGACUGCUGUUUUCAAGUCUUUGGGCUAGACAGGUCUUCUGGGGAAGGAGAAACAGGGAAAUAAUGGCAUUAUCCUCACCGAUAUAUCUCGUGACAAAGUUUAAGAAAUUCUGAUCAAUAUAUUCUAUAGUAUUCAACUUGUACCUACCUAUUUUUACUUUCAAAAACAUACAUAGACCUAUAUUUUGCUAUAACUGACAGCCACGUUAUUUUAUUAUUCAAAGUAAAAUCUGAUGAAGAUGAUUUCAUGAUUUAUACUGCAGAACGAAUCUAAAUAGGUGUCCUUUUGAAAGGAUCCUUUUAGUAUUACCGAUUGUCGUCUGUGCACUUUUGUUACAUUCUCUAUGCAGAUACUUCUAAAAUCCUUCGAGUAAUAACUUUUUUCUGAGGCUAACAGUACGAUACCCAUUAGUGGAUUUUGUACCAAAGCAAGAGAAUAAAAGUGUUUCAAAUCUUGCUCAUUCUUCAAUAUGAGUAAACUAUUUCGAUUCACCUCGUAUUGAUCAAUAUAUGUCAAGUAUUUUUUGUAUUUAUAUAAAUGUUUAAUUAUGUAUGAGUAUAAAAUCAUGACGGAGGAUGCGUAUAACACAUGCUGAUGUACAUUUUCUGUUGAUGGUUAAUCAAAAAAAUGGCCUCAAGUAGGUUGACCUUGUGCUUCCCGUAAUUCUGGAUAAAUGCGGACUUAAUUUAUACAUCAUCAUCUGAGUCCAGUUUUGUUGGUUCUGGUAUCUUUAUUGUGUUGCCUGCUAUGAAGAACCUAGUACCCUGACAUAAGGCCGUAGAAAGUAGAGUGAAUAUCAUCAGUCUAAAAAAGCUUUGCUGAUUUGGCAAAAAAUGAAAUUAGGGGCUUUGAAAAUGUUGUGGUAGGCUUAUUACUGAUCGACUGUGACCUUACCUUCAUGUAAUAUAAUGAAUAUAAUUUGAUGAUGAUAUGAUUUGUUC